AUGGACGAAAUUUGCGCAAAGCUGGACACCGUUCUGACGGAAUACCUUGGACUGAUUUCGACCUUCCAAGAAGAAUGGAAAAAAAUUGGAAAGGAGCUGGAAGGCGGUUUCUUGCAAAUGGCCCAUGCCAAAUACACAAUGGGACCCGGCAGGAUCUCCCAAGAUCAGUAUGAUGGAAGAAUGCAAGCUUUUACUCGAGUAUUGAUUUCCCAGGAGGAAGGUGGCUCCGUGAAUAAUACUUCAGGUGCAACAAAUUUUCAAUAUACAUUAACAAGUGGACAAUUGGAGAUCAGUAAGGGGAUUUCGAAUGAUUCCAAUAAUUCGUCGUCACCGUUGCGUCGACGUGCGAUAGAAUCCGGAGAGAUUGUAACCGAUAAGCCCACAAAGAAACGCGUGUUAAGAGAUCCAUUAAAUUGGUUUGGAGUCUUGGUCCCAUCAUCUUUGAGGGAGUCACAGAGACAUUUCAAACAAGGUUUCUCAGGAAUGAUCAAUAUUAUAAAUCUACGCGGCGAAAUCAUUAAGAAAGAAGUCGAAUAUCAAACGUUGAAGAGGGAGAAAGAAAGGAUGAUGGCGGAAACACAAACAAAUCUUGACGGUACAAAGGACGAAUGA
Molecule: messenger RNA, 612 nt
Organism: Acaulospora morrowiae
Lineage: Eukaryota; Fungi; Glomeromycota; Glomeromycetes; Diversisporales; Acaulosporaceae
Source: the annotation of a GenBank genome assembly